Rhizophagus irregularis DAOM 181602=DAOM 197198 is the source of this 597-nucleotide messenger RNA. NCBI's taxonomy places the organism in Eukaryota, Fungi, Glomeromycota, Glomeromycetes, Glomerales, Glomeraceae. The record is from RefSeq and is a predicted model, not a curated record.
AAUUUAAAAGAAUCAUUUAUCAAUGAAUUUUUUUAUUAAUAGGAUUGUAACGAGUAAAAGUUAUAUUUUUAACAAAUGUUGUAAAACAAAACAUCCAAUUAAUUUAAUUAAUUUUGUACGAAAAACACGCACACGAAUUAAAUUCAAGUCACGUGAUAGACCAAAAGUUCAAAAAAAAUAAACCAAUGUGUAUAAAAACAAUAGUUUGGAUUUCAUUUUGUGGUUAAAAGUAGAAAAUAAAUUUGAAGUAAAACGUAAAAAAGUUCAAUUGACAUUAAACAUAUAAUGAUACAAUUUAUACAAAAGACAAGGGAGAACUUUUUGAACAAAGAAAUUCAUUUAAAUUAAACAAAGGAAGUAAAACAUGAGACAUUGAGACAUGAUAUUUAAUGUCAUAAUACAUUGCACUGUUAAAAAUUUUCCGGGGACCGACAAUUAAUAAUGUAAGUAGUGCAUAAGAUAAAUAUGUAAAGAAUGGAGAAGGCUUAGCUUAGAGACAAAAACUGUCAAAAACAACGAAAUUCUUUAUACGAUUAAAACUAACCAAUUAAAUAUUAAGGCGCAGCGAGAAACAAAGAGUAAUUAAUAUAAAACUUU